Molecule: messenger RNA, 828 nt
Organism: Didymodactylos carnosus
Lineage: Eukaryota; Metazoa; Rotifera; Eurotatoria; Philodinida; Philodinidae
Source: the annotation of a GenBank genome assembly
AUGAGAAACUAUUUACGCACGUUCGCACGGAUUGCCCGAAAAUAUGAUAUUGGAUUGAUCUUGGAAAGCGCAACAUGGCGUGCUAAUCCUGAUUGGAUUCGAAAACUCGGCUACUCUGACCAAGAUCUGAUUAGUAUCAAUCGCAAGGCUAUCGAAUUACUCUGCGACAUUCGCAAUGAAUAUGAAACCGAAAAAUCCCCGAUGGUUAUUAAUGCAUCUGUCGGUCCACGCGGAGACGGGUAUAAUCCUACGGUAGUCAUGUCGGCUAAAGAAGCACAAGAAUAUCAUGCGACACAAAUCGGUGCUAUCAGUCAGACUAACGCGGAUAUGGUGACCGGCCUGACAAUGAACUACGCCGAAGAAGCUAUAGGUAUCGCACUAGCCGCUAAGGCAGUUGGUAUGCCCGUAGUGAUCUCGUUCACUGUCGAAACGGACGGUAGGUUACCGACAGGACAAACGCUGAAAGACGCAAUUGAACUUGUGGAUAAAGUUACUCAGAGUACACCCGUUUAUUAUAUGGUAAACUGCGCACAUCCCAGCAGUUUCGAAGAUGUCUUGGUCUCUGACGAAGCUUGGGUAGCACGGAUUCACGGUGUCAAAGCCAAUGCUUCAAAGAAGAGUCAUGCUGAGCUCAACGAGAGUAAGGAACUUGAUGCUGGCAAUCCAGUCGAAUUCGGUACGGAUUACCGAGCGCUUUUGCGUAAGCUGAAGAAUUUGAACGUACUCGGCGGAUGUUGUGGAACAGAUCAUCGUCAUGUUGAAGAAACUUGCAAGGCAUGCAUCAGCAUAUUCGAUCAACAGAAACAUGCUUAUCAUGAUGAAAUAUAA